CCCGAACAACUGUCAACGUCCAUGCCGCAUUGUAUACAUCGCGUUCUCCAACGUUUCAAGUAGUAAAAAUCACAUGUAAUCAGUUUUUUAAACUAUUCUUUCAAGUUCUACGAAUAUCCUGUGAAAAUGAAGGAAUCGAAAAAACAUAACGGUACACCCACCAGUGGGAAGGGUGAUAAAAAACUCAAAAAAGGAAAUAAAACCACCGACAAAGCGAAGGGCGAACCUUCCACGACCAAUGGUAAAGCGCCAAAAAUGUGGGACGACGAUCGGUUCGCCCAUCUGAUCAACAACCCCCGCUACCAUGGCAUUCCGAAAUCGAAGAAAAAGGUUACAAUCGAUAACCGAUUCAAGGCAAUGUUCGAUGAUGAGCGAUUUAUUCACAAAGGUACAAUGGAUAAGUACGGUCGGAAGAUCAAGAAAACGGAUUCGGAUAUGCUUAGGAAGUUUUACCACCUGGAAUCGGAUGAGGAGGAAAAUGAACAGGAAGCGGCACGGGAACGUGAACGCGAGGAACGUGCCAUGGAGGGUCGGGCGGGAAGCGAUUCCGAAACGGAUUCCGACGAAGGGUUAAAGUUAACGGAGGAGGAAAAGAAAGCGCGACUAUCGAAGACCAUUAAAGAUCGAUUGAAAGACGCGGAUUUAGACUAUGCACGUGGUGAGGGUGUACUGGAAUCGGACUCUUCCUCCGACGAUGGGUCAGAUGCUGACGAAGAAGAGGAGGACGUGUUUAUCGAGCACGGCUGGGGUGAAAUAGAUGGAGACGCGGAAAGGACGGACGAUUCAACGAAAAGGUUGGCCGUCUGCCACAUGGAUUGGGAUCGUAUCCGUGCGGUGGACGUUAUGGUACUGUUGAGUUCUUUUCUUCCACCGGGAUCGGCGAUAGAGAGUGUUACGAUAUAUCCUUCAGAAUAUGGCAAGGAACGUAUGAAAGAGGAAGAAGAACGUGGCCCACAGGAAUUAACUGCUCGCACGAUUGAAAGUUCCGGCGAAGAGGAGGACGAGGACGAAACGGUACAGAAAGAACGGUUGCGUGAAUAUCAGCUAAAUCGUUUGAAGUACUAUUACGCGGUUGCUGAAUGUGAUUCCGUUGCGACGGCGGACAAAAUUUAUAGAGAGUGCGAUGGCAUCGAGUACGAAAGUACGGCAAACAAGCUGGACCUGCGGUUCAUUCCCGAUGAUAUGGAAUUUGACGAUCAGCCGAAAGAUCGAUGCACUGAACUGCCCGAGAUAGGCAAAUAUGUGCCCCGGAUUUUCGCUACGUCGGCACUGCACCAGGCCAAAGUCGAACUAACCUGGGACGAAAACGAUCAGGAUCGUAAGGAAUUUAACGAAAAGUUACGCGAUGGCAAAUGGGCCGAUUUGCCAGAAGCGGAGCUGAAAAAGUAUGUCGUGUGUUCCAGCAGUGACGAGGAAGCGGAUGAUGGUGAAGUGACCAAACGUAAAGCUAAAGGUCCAAUCGUACGUCUACGGCCACCAGGUAGUGACAGCGAUUCGGACGAAGAUGGUUCCGAUUCAGAGGGCGAACCUAAAGGGAACCGCAAAGAGAAAAUGAUCGCAAAGUAUCGUGCACUGUUAAGUGAUAUUAAAGAACAGGAACAGGCGGAAGAGGACGAUAAAACUGGAAUGGAAUUCACUUGGGAUGUGGACGGUAAAGAAAACGGACCGCCCAAAGAUGAGGACGAAUCCGACGAAAAUGGUCCCCCUUCCAAGCACACGCAAGACGAUGUGAAUCCUUUCGAAAAGAUUUUGCUAAAGAAGAAAGAAAAAAGCAAACGUCGCAAGGAACUGAAAAAGCGUCGUAAACGCGGUGAACUGGACGGUGAUGAAGGAGACGCAAACGACGACGACACAUCCGAGGAUGAUCUACCGCACGGCGUUGAUCUUAAUGAUCCAUUCUUUGCGAGCGCUUUCGACGAGAAAGAAUUCGACAUGGGUAACAAGAAGAAAUCCAAACAGAAAGAUCGUGAAGCGAUCCAGCAGGCCAAAGAGCAGGAGGAACGCGAGGCAGAAGAAACUGCCCGUCGUCGGGCCGAGCUGGAACUUAUGCUGGACGAUGGUGAGGACAAUCGUGCACACUUUAAUUUGCGUGCGAUACAGGAGCGUGAACUCGAUCUGACCACCGUUUCGAAAUCCAAGCGGCGGCAUCUGCUUAAAAAAAGCCGUCGCCAGAUCGAGGAACAGCGUAACAGUAAGGCGGCUGCGGAUGAUUUUGAGGUGGACGUGGAAGAUCCACGAUUUAAGGCGAUCUACUCGAAGGCGGACUAUAACAUCGAUCCGACCAAUCCGGCCUUUAAGAAGACGAAAGCGAUGGAGCGUUUGAUCGAGACGAAGCUGCGGAAGCGUCAGCUGGCGGAGAAUGAUGUGAGGGAAGGGAAUGGUCUGCAGGAGCAACAGGUAGAGUCGAAAGUGGCACGAAAAGACGUUGCCACAACAAUGCUCGUUAAGAGUAUCAAGCGAAAGAUAAAAAAUGCAUCGUAAGAAAUCAUUUUUUUGGUAGUUUUUGAUUAAUAAAGUAUCGCGAAAUAC
This is a messenger RNA of Anopheles funestus (African malaria mosquito), 2529 nucleotides long. RefSeq names its product ESF1 homolog. Gene Ontology annotation, molecular function: RNA binding. Gene Ontology annotation, cellular component: nucleus. The record is from RefSeq and is a predicted model, not a curated record. Gene Ontology annotation, biological process: rRNA processing. The transcript is spliced from 2 exons. Bases 127 to 2481 code for a protein of 784 amino acids. Lineage: Eukaryota; Metazoa; Arthropoda; Insecta; Diptera; Culicidae.